GAUAAUACAAAUCUAGUGAAUCUAGAUGUGAAUAAUGUCCACAAAUCCCAUCGGUAACAAUGUCUCUAAUCCUGCUAAUCCGGGCUUGGGCAUCAGACAUUUGCAAUACACUCUUCUCUUCACCGGAGCUGUAGUUGUAUAUGGAAUGCGUACAGUUCUAAUGGUAGCCAUAGUAGCAAUGACCGACCAGCACCAACCUAACACAACCUACCCGACUUACCCCGAAUGGAUCGACGACAAAAACGUGAUAAUAUCCGCAUUCUCCUGGGGCCACGUUUGGUUCCAAAUCCUGGCCGGCCAGGUGGCCAAAAACCACGGUCCCAAGUACUUCCUAGCGGCAGCCAUAGCUGCAUCUUCGAUGUGCAUCCUGCUGGUGCCUUGGGCGAGCGCCCAGCUGGGCUACAAAGGCGUGAUAGCCCUGCGGGCGAUCGAGGGCGCCUGCCACGGCGUCCUCUUCCCCUCGGUGCAUUACAUGCUGAGCAAAUGGGCGCCCAAAUCGGAGCGCGCCCAAUGGGGCAGUUUCGUUUACGCCGGUCAGGUGUUGGGGAAUUGCCUGGCAAUGCCGGUGACUGGUUUGUUGUGCGCCAGUAAAUUCGGAUGGCCUUCUGCUUUUUAUUUCUACGGUUCAAUUUCGUUGGUUUGGACUGCGUUAUGGACGAUUGUCGGAUCGAACACACCAGCUUCGGAUGGUCGGAUAUCGGCUGAAGAAAAAGCGUGGUUGGAGGUGUUGAUGGUGGAUAAAGAGCAGAUCGAGAGGCCUCCGACGCCGUGGAAAUCCAUUUUCACUUCGGCGCCGUUUUUGGCUGUUGUGGUUACUCAUUGCGGGCAAAAUUGGGGAUUUUGGACGUUGCUCAGCGAGAUACCGAGUUUCAUGAAAUCCGUGAUGCAUUAUAAAAUAGCUUCUAACAGCUUGCUGUCAGCUCUUCCCUACUUCGUAAUGUGGAUCAUGAACCUCGUUCUAAGCCCUAUAGCUGAUUAUAUAAUUUAUAAAGGAUAUGUGCCUCUGAUAACGAGUAGAAAAAUCUUCAAUUCUAUAGGCUUCUUCAUACCAGCGUUGGCUCUGAUUUCAAUAACGUUCAUCCAAAGCGAUAAUAGAGCGUUAAUUGAAACUAUUUUGGUGAUAACAGUAGCAUUUAAUGCUGGACAUUAUAGUGGUUUCAACAUCAACCACAUAGAUUUAUCACCAACGUUCGCCGGAACUUUAAUGGGCAUCACCAAUAGCAUAUCUGCUGUGUUCACCAUUAUGGCACCUUUAGCAGUCGAUGGGGUGAAGCAUAUAAGCGGUUACACCGAGGUGGAUAAAGAGUUGUGGAAUAUAAUUUUCGGAAUAUCCGCCGGGUUUUACUUGAUGUCCGGGUGCGUUUUUAUCGCCUUCGGUUCCGGGGAUGUUCAGAGUUGGAAUUAUCCUGUUGAUUUGUAGGAUAAAUAAAUAAAUUUGAGUUAAUAAUGUAGUGGUGAGAUAGCGAUUUAUUGUAAUUUGUGCGUUGUAAAGGUAAUUAUUCAGUUUUUAUCUCGUGGAAAAAAUUAACAUAAUAAUCCAAUAAAUUUGAAUGAUUUUUUUUGACAAUAUCUACAAAAACCAUUUAAAUUAUCGAGAUUAAUUCUGAUAAAUUACUGAUAUACGUCACAUCAAAUAUGAAAACGAUCAUUAUUCAAUAACACUUAAUGCAAAUAAAUUAUUAUACUUACUCCUAUACAGAAAACAUUAAUUUUAUUAAACAUUAGUGAUGAAUUAAACUAUUAUAAACAUGUAACUAUUAAAUAUUUU
Molecule: messenger RNA, 1768 nt
Organism: Phyllotreta striolata
Lineage: Eukaryota; Metazoa; Arthropoda; Insecta; Coleoptera; Chrysomelidae
Source: the annotation of a GenBank genome assembly